This is a messenger RNA of Bombus huntii, 643 nucleotides long. RefSeq names its product histone H3. NCBI's taxonomy places the organism in Eukaryota, Metazoa, Arthropoda, Insecta, Hymenoptera, Apidae. The record is from RefSeq and is a predicted model, not a curated record. Gene Ontology annotation, molecular function: DNA binding; structural constituent of chromatin; protein heterodimerization activity. The transcript has a single exon. Gene Ontology annotation, cellular component: nucleosome. Bases 144 to 554 code for a protein of 136 amino acids.
CCUUCCAGUGCGACGCUCGACCAAUCAAAAGCCGGCAGCCGGUAGUUGCAACACAUAAAAGUGGGAACUUCCAAGCGCGGAGCGUAUUCUACAUUUUGUCACAACGGUGAACGUAUCGCUGUAUUUUCCGACUGUUUGAAAGGAUGGCUCGUACCAAGCAGACUGCUCGUAAAUCGACUGGUGGAAAGGCUCCACGUAAGCAAUUGGCCACCAAGGCUGCUCGUAAGAGUGCCCCGGCUACCGGUGGAGUGAAGAAACCUCAUCGCUACAGGCCUGGAACUGUCGCUCUUCGUGAAAUCCGAAGAUACCAAAAGAGCACCGAACUGCUGAUCAGGAAGUUACCAUUCCAACGUUUGGUUCGUGAAAUCGCUCAAGAUUUCAAGACCGAUUUGAGAUUCCAGAGCUCCGCCGUCAUGGCUUUGCAAGAAGCUAGCGAAGCUUACCUCGUUGGUCUUUUCGAAGAUACCAACCUGUGCGCAAUCCAUGCUAAACGUGUUACCAUUAUGCCAAAAGACAUUCAGUUGGCCCGCCGUAUUCGAGGAGAGAGAGCCUAAACAGCCUAUUUUUCUUCUUCUAUAAACAAUCGGCCCUUUUUAGGGCCAAAAUUCUCUUCAAUAUAGGAACUUCAGGUUUUCGACUGCGA